UCUUCUCCUCUUUAGUUGUUCUUUCUAGACACAAAAUUCCUUCUUCUUCUUCUUCUUAUUUUUUUUUUUAAAAAGGGCUUUUAUUUUUUUUUUCGUUUUGAAAAUACUACUAGUCGAUAACUAGGAAAAAGAAAAGUUGAAGGGUAGAUCGGGAAAAAAAUGUCGCAACGGUCGGUGCCGGCGCCGUUUUUGACGAAGACGUACGAGAUGGUGGAUGAUACGGCGACGGAGGAUGUGAUAUCAUGGAGUGAGAGUGGUGAAAGUUUUGUUGUGUGGAAACAUGCGGAUUUUGCAAGGGAUUUGCUUCCAAAAUAUUUUAAACACAACAACUUCUCAAGCUUUGUUCGCCAGCUCAACACCUAUGGAUUCCGAAAGGUCGUGCCAGACAAAUGGGAAUUCGCAAACGAACAUUUCAAGCGAGACAACAAAGAGCUUCUCUUCUUAAUCAAACGCCGCAAAGUCGUUCCCCAACCUUCGUCACACCCCCCGGAAGCCGUUAAAACCGGCGCCGAAGGCAACUCUCAAUCAAACUCCGGCAGCGAUGGCGUGGGGUCCACAUCAACUUCCACCUCAUCCUCCAAUUCAAAGAACCCUGGAUCAGUAGAAACAACAAUUCCCCAAAGCGCGAAUUUAUCGAGCGAGAACGAGAAAUUGAGAAAAGAUAACGAAACAUUGAGUUCAGAAUUGGCACGUGCGAAAAAGCAGUGCGAUGAGUUGGUGGGUUUUCUAAAGGACCGUUUAAACGUGGGUCCCGAUCAAAUCGAUCGCAUUUUGAAAGAUGGUAGUUGUGAAUUUGUUGAAAAUGCGGUAGGUGAAGAAGUUGAAGGUGGUGGUGGUGGUAGAAGAGAUUGUUUGAAACUGUUUGGUGUUUGGUUGAAAGAGGAAAAUUUAACAGACAAAAACAAGAGAGCCCGUGAACAACAAUUGGGCUUUGGUGGGCCUCGUCUUAAAGUCACAAAAACUGUUGUUGACUUUAGUGAUGUCAAUGUCAUCAAGAGUGCCAAGAUUUGCAACUGAAAUAGUGUGUAUCAACUUAGCUUGCCACGCAAUUCACCUUCACAAAUACAAUUUGUUUUUAUAAAUAAAAAUUAAUACCGAAUUUGCUACCCCUAAUAUGUUUGUUUCACAUGUUUAAGUUCUGUUAAUUUUAAUUAGGUAAUAAGCUUAUACGGAUAUUAGUAUUUGCAGUUGUAAAAUUAAACAUAAUAUGAUAGUUGAUGUAUGUUGUUAGUAUUA
Messenger RNA from Cicer arietinum (chickpea), 1236 nucleotides. RefSeq names its product heat stress transcription factor B-1a (gene HSFB1A). Gene Ontology annotation, molecular function: RNA polymerase II cis-regulatory region sequence-specific DNA binding; DNA-binding transcription factor activity. The record is from RefSeq and is a predicted model, not a curated record. Lineage: Eukaryota; Viridiplantae; Streptophyta; Magnoliopsida; Fabales; Fabaceae. Gene Ontology annotation, biological process: regulation of transcription by RNA polymerase II. Gene Ontology annotation, cellular component: nucleus.